GUUGAGAUUCGUAGCUUCCAUGAAAAAUAAUGCAAUUUUAGGAUAAAGGGCGCAUACAGAUUGGAACUGCACAAGCCUGAUUUUCUACUUACAGAGUAAUUCUUAAUUGUACUCGACAUGACAGGAUGUAUGUACGAAUAUUCCUUGUCAGCAAAUUUCAUUCCCACGCUUAAAUCCAUCUACAUAAAUCAAGAUUGAGGGAGUUUUGUACAUAUUUGGGAGUGGCACCGUGGAGAGAGGACGCAUUUACAGUGAUCAAUCUCUUCAUUACUUUUUGAGCCUUCCGUUAAAAAACACCUUACAAACUUUUCAAACCAAAAAUACAUUAUCUAAAGAUAAGUACAUCAAAUAAAAAAUACCUAAAAAGCUCAAAUCUAGUCAUCUGUGAGAAAUUAUCCUGUCGCCAAUUGUACUAUUUCUUCGUCCUGAGUGCAUUGGUUUGUUGAAUUAUAAAAGGGAAAUGCGCCGGUAAAAGUGUUAUCCAAUAGUGCAGUCAAAUUUUGUUUUCCAAACUUUUUAACGUCACAUUAACGGAGCCGCCCGCUGCAGUGGAAUCGGCAAUGAUAUCUCCCGUUUGGAUCUCUCUGUACGGAAUACAUACUUACAUAUUUUAACACAUUCAUCCGAUUAUAUACAACUCUUCCUUUGCAAUACAUUCAUUAGUGGUAAGAUCCCCGACAAUAUACCACGAACAGAAGAAGGUAGCAUUGGUGACAUCAUGCAGGAAAAAUCCUCUGGAUAUCGUCAACGUGAUGCAAUCCGAUGCAUGUCGCAGUUCUCCGAAGUGGACCAGGUUUCUAAGUCAUCGAAAUAAUGGCAGCCAGGUUCAUCCGAACCCCGGAUGGUGUUUUUAAAGCUAAAUUUAACACGGAAGCUUAUUAUUGGUCGGUUGUCUUGCCCUACGUUGACCAUAAAAAGUACACCAUUGGCCAUACGUACACGUCGUGGGAGACGCAGGGGGAUUUCAUCUUUUUCAGGACCACGUGCACCCAGUUGGGCACGUGGAACUGGAAUUUUGGCCUGGAAAUCUUAUGCGAGGAUCAUGAGUAUUGGGUCAAAGCGUUAAAGGGAGACGAAAUUUUUAAAAACGGCGUAAAGCUGGAUGACGAAGUAAAAAAGCCGCUAAAUUUUGGCGACACAUUCACCAUGAUCAAGCGCCGCAACGAUAUUUCUGGUGGACUUGCCAUCUUUUCGUUUGAGAAACGCGAGUACCGUAACCUUUUAGAAUACUGUAGGAAAACUUGUGCCUCGGACAAUGCGAAAGAAUUAAAUUUCAUGUUGGAUCGAAAUCAACUGAUUUUCUCCAAAGUUCUGUCCCAUCUCUCCGUGCGAAGCUUGAAGAACGCUCGGCUAGUUUGUCGACACUGGGAUGAAGAAGUGACUCCAGUGCUGCAAAAGAUUUGUUGAUAUUUUUGCACCUUUGAGUGGGUGUGGCGGGCGCAAAUGGGGCCAUGGAAUGAAAUCCUUCUUCACUUUUGCUAGACUCACCUAGGACUACAACAUAUCCAAAGGGCAUCGAGAUCUGUGAUUCUGUCGGUGAAGGGUUGUCCUCCUUAGGAUUAGGGUAUGUAUUUAUUACUUGAAUAACUUUGAUGAGUGAAUUGCUGUUGAUGCAAAUGGCGUUAAAUAAUGAACAUUUCCAUAAGGCAACGAAUCUAUUUCUAGGGUGCUUUAUUGUACACUUCUGCUUAUGCUUUAUUAAUUACAUAGUUCGCUAACUAAUUAGAUCAUGGGUGCGGUGCUUCAACAUGCCAAAUUGUGGGCGUAGCUACAUACAAAUUCUAAAUUCAUUUAUUUAACACCUCUAACGUAUGAUUAACUCGUGCAUUGAAUUUAGGAAAAUAUGGCGUCAAUAUUCACAAUAUGGCAACAUCUUGUUUUAUUUAAUAUAUGAGAAUUUAUUUAAAAUUACAUUAAUUUAUUCAACCAUGCGGUGUGUAACGUAUGUUUAGUUAUACACCUACCAAUAGUAUAAAUUUGCGUUUCAUUGUGCUGCAUUGCAUCCCAUUCAAGGUUGGUUCAAUUGAAUUCCGGUCAUUUCUAUAUCCCCUCUCGAUUGGUCUGAUCUUGGUUAAAUAUCUUCUGAUCUAAAAGCCAGGUUAUAUUUAUCUAGACAUUAUAAAUAUAAAAAAUCAGAAUACAAUCAGCAUUACAAAUGUCAGAUAGUUCCAGGAAUUAGUAUUCACGAGGAAAAUAUCUAUAUAAUCAAUGACUUUAUCCAGUACUUUUUCCCCAGAUGGUAGAAAAAACGAUCAAUUCGGCCCUUCAUUUUGCAGACAAUUUAUUGUGCUAUCCCGGCUAUCAAUAAUUCCACACCCCAAGUGUUAGAUAAAUAAAAAUGUAAAAUACAUCUUGACCCGUUACAAUUUAGAACAAUACCAGAAUUCUUAGAUUAAAUAAUGGGUAAUGUAGGAAAAGGGUCAAGAAAUUGACCUACAUUGAUCAAAACCGUCCUGUGGAAUCUGAUUGGCAAUGAGAUUCAGUUGAUGCAUAAAUUAGGCGUUUGCAUUAAUUAUGUACACAAUUUUUGUGACUUGACAAAAUGUACAUAUGUACGCCGCAGUGGGUUCCAUCCCAGAAACAAGUUGGAUUAGCUGUAUCAUAACGAGACUUGUAAUAUAAAUUGAAUAACUCUGGUUAUUAACGCCUCGCAAAGGAAUAUUUUCGCAUAAGAAUAUUCGUAUCUUUGGCUGACACUAAAACGUCGUAAUUUGAACUUUUCACUGAAUCGCCACCCACGCCUUUAAUGAAUUCCAUAAUUCGAAAUUUUUUAAUUUAGGGGCCUUUGGCCCAUAAAUUAUAUUUAAUUCUUGAAACAUUUAAUUCAACUAUGAGGAAAAAUGGUACUACAAGAAGAUAACUUAUCCCAUAACAAUAUUCAUAAUUCAUUAUGUUAAUAGCUACUAAGGUCUAAUGACAACUAAUUUUAAAGUUUUAAUAUUAUUUAUGGCGCACUAUGAUCAUGUCCCACAUACAUCCGUGGAAAUUAGUUAGAUUAGGGUUUCGUAGUCUGCUCGAUAGUACACCAUUCUAUCUAAUCCUGUUGUAACCAUAAAGGUCUUUGGUGAGGAGGGUACUGGGGGGGUUCCUGUUUUAUAGUUUCUGAUUAACCAUAUGAUAAUUGGUUAAUCUGAGUGCAUUGCUAGUAGCAUUAAACAUGACAUUCGCUUCCAUGUCGUUUAUAUACUUACAUAGUGAGUCUGUGAGUCUAAGUUAGAUUAAUCCGUGGUGAUGAUUUACUUGUAUGAAAUCCUCCUCAUCUUCUUUUCAAAACAACAGAAUGAAAACCGUUUUAAAAUAUGUUUAGAACAUUUGAUAAUUACAUUAAGUAAAUCUUUAACAAAGCUGGAAAAAACUAAAUACUCCUGGAAAACUUGAGCACGAAGAAUUAUGUAGAUGUGGAUCGAUGGAACGACUUAAAACUUCGAUCUUCAAUUCUCAAAAGCUAUGGAUUAGAGGUGUCAUCGUACAGUUCCCUUGGUGUAAUUUCCGUCUUGUCCUUAAGGUUGUAAAUCCUAUUUCUUUUCUUCAUCAAUUCAAAAAUUUUAUUCCUUUCGACUUUCGCGUCUCUAUUUGUCCUAGCGCCACAUUUAUAGUUCCACAUUUUGUGAAAUACCUACUUCUAAUGUCAGUCAUUUUCAUUAUUUCUUUAAUCAUAAUCUUCCAGUACUGCCAGGCUUUGACUAUCAUUAGACUAAGGAUGACGCAAUCAGUUUAAAAUUGUUGCAUGGAUUCCAUGUCAUCAAACUCCCAAUCAAUUUUGAAGUAUUUUUUCUAAGAAGGGUACGGAUUGCAUAUUGGAUACUGCAGAAGACACUAGGUACUAGAGAAGUUAAAAUACAAUUUUUUUGCGGAAUGAACCUUAUGAUUGUCUCCUGCACAACUUACUUUAAUUUUUAGUUUCCCGAGAUUUUACUGCGAUGCGGCACCGCUGGCACACUACGGGAGGGUUGUCCCGACCUCGAUCCUUUUACUUAGUUCUUCAUGCCCUUCCGUAUCUGGAUUAUUUUAUCCUUGCAGCUGGAAAGGGAUUUAUUACUGGAUAGCACUUGACCCGUAUAAAUAUGUAGUGAUCGUGCAAGGGAAGGAGUAAGCCCCUCAUUUUUCUAAACCUUAACAACAAUAUUUUUCUCAGAUCAGUUAUCAGAGUGGUCACAAAAUGUUCGCACGGAGGGAACGAGCAAUAAUGCUUAUCCAAUUCUUCUUACCUGAUAUCUAUUUGUACAUAUAUGUGAUCGUGAACAACCGAACAAGUUUGUCCCCUUAACUUUGAUGUGUAUGUGUGUAUAUAAAAUAAGCAAAAUCUGAGUUAUGUGUUAGUACAUCCGAUAAUUACGGCAACAACACAAAUACAUAUCUGUAGACACAUGUCUUUGUGUUGCUGUUUGUUUGCUAUUAAAAGUCUAAAUUGACUAAAAAGUGUCUGGAAAUAAUUUUCUAAUUUUAUUAAUGAAUCAUCUGAGAAGGACAAAUUUAUUGUUAGUUUUCAAAAUAUCCCUGCGUACGAACUAUCUGAACCUUUGAGGGCGUAAUUAGCAGGUAUUCCUGCUCACAUAACACUGCCUCGUUUAAAGCGGAAGUCGGCAGAAAUUCUCAAAUCAUGAAAAUAUGUUAUCAAGUGAUAUGAAAGUUACUAAAAUUCCCCGUAUAGGAUAGUUAGAGAUUUUAGUGACUUAUUAUGAUCUCAUGUUGAGAAUAUUUCAGUAAUCAGAUCAUUCGAACUAUUGCCGGGCAAGCUUAAAAAUUAAGAACUAAAAGUUCUCAUCUAACUUACAACGCAUAGUACUUUGAAUUGAGUAAAGCAAAUAAAUACCCAACCGGCACAUCGCUGAUCGAUAUCUCUGCGAUGAGAGCGAUUAUUGAGCUACAUUUUCUAGCGCCCAAAUCGCUCAAUAAUCGCUGCAGUAGUAACUGCGAAAUCGUAAAGAUAUAGCUGGAUAACAUUUUCAGUGCGCGAGUAGCUGCGAAAUAGCGGAGAAAUCGCUACGUUUAAAAUCGCUUAAAAUCGCUUUAUACUCUACAAAUUUUUAGGUUCAUUGACAGCGAUUUCGUAGCGAUUUUCUAAGCCCAUUAACAGCGAGUUCGUAGAGAUUUAUUGUAUAAUGGUCUGACUGCAGUUAGAGAGAAGCAUGCUCCGUGAGUACUAGCCCGCUGACGGGCGGUGACAUGCCUUCUUGCCCUUAUUAUGUUUUAAGUUAAAGGUCAAGGCGUAGACAUUUGUGUAAGACAGUUCAAACAUUUUUGAAAAAGCCUCGUAAACUACAAUACGAAACGAGAAAAAGUAGUGCUCCCCUAUCAAAUUCUUUGGAAACGGAAGAGCUUCGUGAUUUCCAAAAUCAAGAAACAAAUUUUUGCGAGAAUGAAGUUGUCCAUCGCCUAGAAAGGACGUGUCAGGCCGGGCAAGUUUCAUUGGAUACACCAAAUAUAACGACACUACCAGCGACAGUGAUUUGUGAAAUUUCAGAAAGUUAUGGUGAUAUAGAAAGUGCUACCAAUGUGAACAUUAUAAAUCGAAUUAAAAAUUGGAGUUUAAAAUAUAACAUUACAAGCGAAGCUUUGUCGCGGCUUCGUCUGGUAUUAAAAAGCCACCCUUGCUUGAAUUUGAAUGAUUCUUUAUUACGUAAGAAAAGUCAAUAUUAUUCUUAAAAAUAGGUCAGGUAUUACUUUUACUCCGUAUUAUUUUAUUUUGUUCAGUUGGUCUUCAACGCAACACUAAGAUAAAGGCAAACGCAACAUUGGAGGCUCUAGAUUUGGCGAUUCCCAAAACUCUUAAGAAAGCUGCCGACAGACUAAGAACUCGAAAGUAAAACAACAAUGAAAUAUUUGUUUUGGUUAAUGGGAUUAUAAAAUUAACAGGAGAGCAGCCAAUGGACCUAUUAUUACUACAAAAAACCCAGUGGAUGGUGAACAGGCAGCAUGUUAUAAUUCUAUUGCUUGAUAUUUGUUGUUAUAUUUUCACCGUAUGUGUCAAUUUGAAAUAAAUUGUUCACUUUGAAUUUGAAUCAUUUGAGUUUUUAUUGAUUUUCAAGGCGACGUAUCAUUAAAUAAAGUAAGCUACAAUGAGCGAAAUCCCUACGAAAUCGGAGAAAAUUUCGUUGCUGAAUCGCUGCGAUGUAGCAAUAAAUCGCCGGCCAACUAGCGCCAAUUUCGCGACUAAUACGCAGCGAUUUGCCUGGAUUCGCUGAGCGAAAUCCGUAGUCGAUAUCGCGGCGAUAUAGCGGGAUUGUGCCGGCUGGGUAAGUAUACGUAUUUCAAAAGGAAAUGUAAUCCCACUUUAUUAUUACCUGGGAGCAUCUAUUAAAUAGAAAUAAUAAGAUUUAUGUAGCUAUAUAAAGUCUCCCAGUAAAAUUUUAAAGUCUUCUAGUAUUGUGCGCAACUCAAAGUGCUUCAGAUCUUAUGUAGGUCUAAAUUUCUGCAUAGAUGAAUCCCAGAAAUAUGGCGGUUGGAUGCCGUUUAUAUUAUUUAAAUG
Molecule: messenger RNA, 6469 nt
Organism: Folsomia candida
Lineage: Eukaryota; Metazoa; Arthropoda; Collembola; Entomobryomorpha; Isotomidae
Exons: 9
Coding region: 814-1407 (197 amino acids)
Molecular function (GO): protein binding
Source: RefSeq, a predicted model, not a curated record